This is a messenger RNA of Saccostrea echinata, 675 nucleotides long. RefSeq lists its product as uncharacterized. The record is from RefSeq and is a predicted model, not a curated record. NCBI's taxonomy places the organism in Eukaryota, Metazoa, Mollusca, Bivalvia, Ostreida, Ostreidae. The transcript has a single exon. Bases 1 to 675 code for a protein of 224 amino acids.
AUGGCGAAGACAAAAGUUACUCCAGGGCAAUGUCGUAGGUGCCCCAUGUGUACCUACAUGGCAAGAUCCGAAGAGGAUUACAAAAGUCAUGUUAUACAGUGUGCUAUGAGAACAUUUAAGUGCACCUUUUGCAGCUACUCAAGCAAUAAGCAGAUAAAUGUCAAGAGACAUGAAAAAAGAUGCCAUCUUGGCCUGAUUGAGGAACCCAUCAAGCUUGAUGGCAAGCCCGAGAAGAGUGGAGAGUCGAGUAGGAGUAAAAGUGCGGAAGAUGCUGAACUGUCAGAAGAGGAUUGGCUCAAACAAGAUUAUGGGGACAUCAUUGGUACUCUGUCCACUGACAGUAGUGAUGAGGAAGAGUCGAAAGAUUCUCAACCACAGAAAGAGGAAAGGGUCACUAAUGAUCAGCUGCUGGAGGGUAGAGUCAUAAGGAAACAGACAGCACCCACUAGACCUCACAUUCCUAAGGUUAAGAUUCCUCAAUCCACCAGUGCACCAGAAGUUGAAGACACACAGGACUCAAGAUGUGACAGUUGUAAGAGGAAGAUAUCCAUGGUGGACAUCGGAAUCCAGACAGAUGCUGGUCUGAAGACUAUUGUGACCAGGCGGGUUAAGAGAUUUCGUGAGGGUGACAUUGACAUUGAAGAAGUGGUUGAGGAGAAGACAGAAUUCUGUUGA